AUUGGCUGAGCUGGCAACGGUAGUGAAGCGGCUGUGGGACAUAAACAACAGACUGUGCCUUGUACUGUAACCUCAGUAAUGAGCUAACCUAGUAAACUUACCCAAAUGAGAAACUGCGCGGCGUCCGGAUAACCACCACGAAUCUUUGUUGCAACAUACCCGGAACAAGGUCAACCAUGAGUCUCUGCUCACUUCUUCUGCUCUGCCUGGCAGCAACAUUGUCUUCUGGCUUUGUGAUUUCAUCCCAAUACAUGUGGACCAAACUGAUCCUGACCCACCACUGGCCCAGCACCUUCUGUACUAUGGAGCAUUGUCACCCCAACAUUAGCUACUGGACACUGCAUGGGCUCUGGCCAGAUAAAGGAAUUAUGUGCAACUCAUCAUGGCAUUUCAACUCUUCUCAAAUAGAGGACCUGCUUCCUGACAUGGAGAAAAGUUGGCCUGAUUUGCUUCACCCCUCGUCUACUGGCUUCUGGAAGUACGAGUGGCACAAACAUGGUACAUGUGCAGCCAAAGCAGAGUCUCUGAACAGUCAACAUAAAUACUUCAGCAAGGCUCUGGAACUAUACCACAAACUGGAUUUGGACAGCAUCCUGAAGAAGUUUAACAUCGUCCCUUCAGAAAAUUAUUAUGCAUUUUCACAAAUUGAAGGGGUUAUAGAGAACUUCUACAGUGUUAAACCUAAGAUCCAGUGUAUCCAUCCAUCCAAGAAUGCUGAUGCCCAGAUUUUGGGGCAGAUUGAGAUCUGUUUCGACCCUGACUUCACCCUCCUGGACUGUGAAAAACAGGGAGACUGGGACCAACCCAUGGCUGUUGACAAGACGUCAGGGUUCAGUGUGUGUGACCACAAUAUGCCAGUUUACUAUCCACCUCUUCCAUAAAACAUACACAUGUGCAAACAAAUGCUACAGGUCACUACAACCUUACUUUUACACACAUUUAUACAAAGAAUACAUAGAAAUUAAUGCAUUCUUUGUUUGCCAGUCAAGUGUACUGUAAGUUAGGAUGCACACGCACACACACUAUGAUUUUAUCUUUCUCAGGCUUCACAGGGAACAUCAUAGCUUUAAUGAUAAUGUAUGUCAAAAAUAGCCUUACACAAUCAGUGUAGAUUUCAUCAAAAUGCUGGCUGGAAUAAGUACUUGGGGGAAAAAAAUCACCUUUAAGUGCAUUGUUCUUUUUAUAUCCUGCAAAAACCAGGGCACACAGACACACACUCCACUCCUAAUGGAAUUACAGUAUGUCCCUUCCGAACCCUUACUAGUAGAUGAGUCUGACAGCGUACAGCAUGGUUUUGGGGGACACAACAAGGAGGCAUUGUGGUAAGUUCAGGUCAAGGCAAACGGUUAGUUUGUGUGCUGCAUCUUUGGUGUCGUCGGUACGUGUAUUUGUGUUGUAUCUGCACAUGACUCUUACUUCAUGCUAUGAGUGUGUAGAUGUCACACCAUAGUGUUUAUGUUAUGAUUCAGCUGCCUGUAUUUUAAACCACAUUUAUGUGCUUAUGUGUCACUUACUAAUUGCCAUCUUUUUCCACUGGGGUUGAUUAAAUUUUUAGAUGUUACAUAAAUGCCUUUCCAGCAUUAUGAUAAUUAAAUUCAUCCAGUGCAUCAAAAUCUCCAGUGUUCUCUAUUGUUACAACACUACACAAUUAAUACUGAGUAAAAUACAUAUUUGUAAGGGCUUCUGGGGACAGGACCGUCAUUUCUAAACCCACACUGCUGCUCUGCAACAUCUACAUCUUUCAUAAGUUAUAAACUAGAGGUAGUUAUCAUUAACUACCCUCUGAUGUUUGCCAAGUACAUAGGACAUUAUUUAGGUUUGUGCCAUAGGCUGGUUAGGCCUGUGUCUCUUCUAAUAACACCUGUGAGUCACACAAGUUUAUUAUGCACAAUUUUUAGCACACACACUCUAGACCUGUACAGAUGAUGCUUUUUUUUUUUGUCCCAGAUGUAAGAAAAGUUUUCUUAAAUGCCAUUUAAUCCUCCACUGAUGUGUACGGUGACUUGUUUCUAUUGGUGCUGUUUGGCUUUGGCUGUUUUUGUGCAUUGAUGAAUUCAUUCAGUUUAAGAUGAAAGUUAAAUAUUUUUUUUAGAAUUAUAGCUGCAGUGUGCAAAUCCACUGUGUGAAAUUACCAAGAUGAACAUUUGUACAUUUUUAAUGUCAAUAAAGUCUAGUCAAUCUG
This is a messenger RNA of Lates calcarifer (barramundi perch), 2182 nucleotides long. It is a transcript of the gene rnaset2, whose product is annotated as ribonuclease T2. Gene Ontology annotation, cellular component: extracellular region. Gene Ontology annotation, biological process: RNA catabolic process. The record is from RefSeq and is a predicted model, not a curated record. Gene Ontology annotation, molecular function: ribonuclease T2 activity; RNA binding. The transcript has 10 exons. NCBI's taxonomy places the organism in Eukaryota, Metazoa, Chordata, Actinopteri, Centropomidae. The coding region runs from base 177 to 881 and encodes 234 amino acids.